This is a messenger RNA of Ilex paraguariensis (yerba mate), 1671 nucleotides long. The record is from the annotation of a GenBank genome assembly. NCBI's taxonomy places the organism in Eukaryota, Viridiplantae, Streptophyta, Magnoliopsida, Aquifoliales, Aquifoliaceae.
AGAGGACAGUGUUGCUUAAAAGCUUUCAGAGCCAUUGAAGAGCAGCAAAACCUGAACUUGCUUGGAUGACCCAUAAAACAAAUCUGGAGUACCUUCUCUCUCUCUCUGUCAGCAUAGUCUGUAAGUGCCCAACACCAUGUGCAGAUAGUCAAAAGUGACCAAGCAUCCAGUCUGUAUGAUAAAAUUCCUCUGAGAAAGCCACCUACCACAAGUCAAAAGAGGGAGGAGGGAAGGUUAAUCAGAACCUCAUCUGUUGGAAGAAUCUGAAGAGUACCCAAAUUUUAGAUCAGCAAUUCAUGUGAAAGCUGACUGCCAUGGUUUUCAGGAGAGUUUUUGGUCUGAUGAUGGCUUGUCUGUGAAUCUAUCUACCUGUAUGGUAAUAAUCCUUUGAAGAAGACAUCUACCACAAGUCAAAAGAGAGAGGAGGAAAGCUAAUCAGAUCCUUAUCUGUUUAGAGUGUGAAAAAUCUGAAAGUCCCCAAAUUUUAGAGCAACAAUUCUUCUGAAAGCUCUGGGUCCAUGGUUUUCAGGAGACUUGCUGUUCUGAUGAUGGGUUGUCUGGGAAUCUAUCAGCCCACACAACCUGCUCUCCCAGAGAAUACUGAAUCAACAUCAGGUGUUUUACCUGUGACUUCAUCCAGAAUCAGACUCAGUGAUGGGAGGUACCUGGCUUACAAAGAGAGAGGAGUCCCCAAGAAUAAGUCCAAUUAUAGAGUCAUCAUUGUUCAUGGCUUUGGCAGCAACAAAGAAAUGAAUUUUCAGGCACCCCAAGAACUACUGGAUGAGUUGGGGAUAUAUCUUCUCCAAUUUGAUCGAGCUGGAUAUGGAGAAAGUGAUCCAAAUCCAAAGCGCUCAUUAAAAAGUGAAACAUCUGACAUUCAAGAACUUGCUGAUCAGUUGCAGUUAGGAGCCAAGUUUUACGUGAUAGGUGUCUCGGUGGGAUCUUACCCAACCUGGAGUUGCCUAAAACGUAUACCACACAGGCUUGCAGGUGUGGCUUUAGUAGUGCCAUUUAUCAAUUACAAAUGGCCUUCUCUUCCUGAUCAUCUGACCAAGGAUGACUACAGGAAGAAUCUUGCUAGAUGGAUGCUCUGGGUUGCACGCUAUGCCCCGGGAUUACUACACUGGUGGUUGACUCAGAAAUUGUUCCCCUCAUCUUCUGUCCUUGACCGAAACCCUGCAUUUUUCAGCACAAAGGACUUGGAGGUCUUGAAGAACACACCAGGAUAUCAAUUGCUGAGCCGGAACCAGCUACAGAAGCAAGAUGUUUUCGACUCUCUUCGCCGUGACUUCAUCGUGGCUUUUGGCAAGUGGGACUUUGACCCACUGGAUCUAAGCAACCCAUAUCCUCAAAAUGAAAGCCCUGUUCACAUCUGGCAAGGUUAUGAAGACAAGGUUGUGCCUGUUCAGUUGCAAAGAUAUGUUUCGGGAAAGCUACCCUGGAUUCGGUAUCAUGAAAUUCCUGAGAGUGGACAUUUCGUUGUAUACGAUGGUGAUGUAUGUGAAGCCAUUUUAAGGUCUCUUUUGCUUGGAGAAGAUUCUCCACUGUACAGACCUCAAUUGGCCAACUAAAUACACAUUGUUCUUUUGGUCAUCGACGGGAUGACCUGUUAAGUAAAUUUGAUUUCUAGACAAUGAGAACUUGUGUUGCAUUGUUUCAACUUAAUUUUCA